Molecule: messenger RNA, 624 nt
Organism: Stylophora pistillata
Lineage: Eukaryota; Metazoa; Cnidaria; Anthozoa; Scleractinia; Pocilloporidae
Biological process (GO): anatomical structure development; regulation of transcription by RNA polymerase II
Molecular function (GO): DNA-binding transcription factor activity, RNA polymerase II-specific; RNA polymerase II cis-regulatory region sequence-specific DNA binding
Source: RefSeq, a predicted model, not a curated record
AUGACUAAAAAGAGAAUUCAUGCCGUGCCUUCCGAAUCUAAAACUCAGGAAAUAGAGGAUGACACCAAUUUCUAUCUUGACCAAGUCAGUGAUUUAAACGUCAGUUCCGUGCACUUUUUUGACGAGGCUGGUGUAUCAAAAACAACCAUGAACAGGUGUUACGGACAUGCACCUAUAGGAGUUCCAACAUUUGAGGAUCAACGAUCGGCGUCUAAUGCUAACUAUACCAUAAACCUCAUGCAUUCUUGUCUUGGAGUAGACCACAUUAGUGUCAUUGAAGGUGCGUCAAACGGCAAUGAACUUUUACUUUUCUUCGAGGAAGCUGUUGACAUCACAAAGCGGGAUGGAUCUGUUAUACUCAAGAGUGGUGACACAGUCAUCAUGUAUAACUGUCCUUUUCAUCACACCAGAUUUGCAGAGAUGAAUUUCAGAAAUAUGCUCGCCAAAUAUGUAGUUAACCUGUUGUUUCAGCCUGCGUACUCCCCGCACUUCAACACGUGCAAGCUUUGUUUCCACCAAAUCAAAGCGGAAAAUGAAACAGAAAUUGCCAUCUAUGAGGCCUGCAGCAGAAUCUCACUGCAAAAUUGGGUUUCUUAUUUCAGACAGUGUGGAUAUGUAAUAUAA